This is a messenger RNA of Phacochoerus africanus (Common warthog), 1598 nucleotides long. RefSeq names its product 2'-5'-oligoadenylate synthase 1-like. The record is from RefSeq and is a predicted model, not a curated record. Bases 180 to 1268 code for a protein of 362 amino acids. Gene Ontology annotation, biological process: defense response to virus; regulation of ribonuclease activity; negative regulation of viral genome replication. Gene Ontology annotation, cellular component: cytosol; nucleoplasm; membrane. Lineage: Eukaryota; Metazoa; Chordata; Mammalia; Artiodactyla; Suidae. Gene Ontology annotation, molecular function: double-stranded RNA binding; 2'-5'-oligoadenylate synthetase activity. The transcript has 6 exons.
CGCCCUUCCAAGGAAAUGAAACUUAUCCCAGGCCAAACUCAGAGCAGGGAUCCUCCCUUCCAAGGAAGUGAAAUCUACAGCAGCCCAAACUCAGGCAGAAGAAGACAGACAGGCCAACAGGUUCAGACAGCCAGCUCGCCGCUCCAUUCCCCCAACCGCUCUCCUGCCCCAGCGCCGAGAUGGAUACCCCUCCUAGGGACCUAGACAAGUUCAUCAAAGACCACCUCCUGCCAAACACGCUUUUCCGAACGCAGGUCAAGGAAGCCAUCGACAUCAUCUGCAGUUUCCUGAAGGAGAGGUGCUUCCAGGGGACCGCCCACCCUGUUCGCGUCUCCAAAGUUGUGAAGGGUGGCUCCUCGGGCAAAGGCACGACCCUCAGGGGCCGAUCAGAUGCUGACCUCGUCGUCUUCCUCACCAAGCUCACAAGUUUUGAGGAUCAGCUUCGGCGCCGAGGAGAAUUCAUCCAGGAAAUUCGGAGACAGCUGGAAGCCUGUCAAAGAGAACAAAAGUUUAAAGUGACGUUUGAGGUCCAGAGUCCACGAUGGGAGAACCCCCGUGCCCUCAGCUUCGUGCUCAGCUCCCCCCAGCUCCAGGAGGAGGUGGAGUUUGAUGUCCUGCCCGCCUUUGAUGCCCUGGGUCAGUGGACCCCGGGCUACAAACCCAACCCGGAAAUCUACGUCCAGCUUAUCCAAGAGUGCAAGUCCCUAGGGAAAGAGGGCGAGUUUUCCACCUGCUUCACGGAGCUGCAGCGAGACUUCCUGAGGGACCGUCCAACCAAGCUGAAGAGCCUCAUCCGCCUUGUCAAGCACUGGUACCGAAAGUGUAAGGAGACUCAUGGAAAUAAACUGCCCCCACAGUAUGCCCUGGAGCUCCUGACAGUCUAUGCAUGGGAGCAAGGAAGCAGGAAAACAGAUUUUAGCACAGCUCAGGGAUUUCAGACUGUUUUGGAAUUAGUCCUAAAGCAUCAGAAGCUUUGCAUCUUCUGGGAAGUAUAUUAUGACUUUACAGACCCUGUCAUUGGACAAUAUCUGCUCCAGCAACUCAAGAAACCCAGGCCUGUGAUUCUGGACCCGGCUGACCCUACAGGCAACGUUGGUGGUGGAGACACACACAGCUGGCAGCGGCUGGCACAAAAGGCAAGAAUCUGGCUGGAUUAUCCGUGCUUUUUGAAAUGGAACAGGUCACCGGUGGAAUCCUGGAAUGUGUCGCCCGAGGCCAAGGCCCCUCCACAGGAGGAAGAUAUCUGGACGCGCACCCGAGCAUCUUAAGAGUGAGGUCCCUGGAGCCGCCUGGACCAGCCCCCUCAUCCCUAGGGUCGGGGCCCGGAGCCUUCAUCCCUAGAGGGCCAUGAGUUGGUGUCAGACCUGGCACCAGAAUCCAGGUCUUUGACCCCCUUGCUUCUAUUCCAUGCUCUGUCUCCUUUCACAGAGAGCAUUUCCCCAUAGGCCUCUCCCCACCAGAGAGGAGAGUUCUCUAAGCCACAACAGGAAAGACUUAGACAAGAGUGGAACCCCAGCCUGGACUUUCUUCUGUGUACCUGGUGGAGAGUUAUGGUCCAAAGUAUCGUCAUUACAAUAAAAAUAGGAGUUCCUCUUGUG